Molecule: messenger RNA, 1194 nt
Organism: Symbiodinium natans
Lineage: Eukaryota; Dinophyceae; Suessiales; Symbiodiniaceae
Source: the annotation of a GenBank genome assembly
AUGUCCUACACUGGCACAGUACGGUCCUUCAACCCGCACAAGGGCUGGGGCUUCAUCGAGUGCGCGGAGACACACAAGCAGUUCGGAUCCGACGUCUUCCUGCUGAAGAAUGACCUGAGCGGCUUUGGCGUCCAGAAAGGCGACCAGGUCACCUUCAACGUGACGCAGAGCGAGAAGGGCGCCCGAGCAACGGACGUGCAGGUGAAGCCCGGCUUCCAGGAGGAAGGAGAGAAGGGCCAGCUCUUCUUCGGAGAGGUUCGCAGCUUCAACCAGAGCAAGGGCUUCGGAUUCUUGUCCAGCCCUGCAACCGAGAGCCUGUUUGGCAAGGACUGCUUCUUCAUCAGGAGCGAGUUCGGCGAUGCUUGGCCGGAGCCGGGUUUGCAUGUGCAGUUCCACGCCAAGGAGGGUGAGCGCGGGCCAAUUGCCUCUGAUGUGCGUGUACUGGACCCUCCGGGCCGGUGGUCCAAGGGCUUCGGCAAGGGCUUCUUCCCAGGCUUCUUCCCGAUGGCCUUUGGCUACGGCGGCUUCGGCAACUUCCCGCGAAAUGAUCCCAAGGAAACGGACGUCUUCUUUGGUGUGGUGAAAGCGGUCCACGAGAAGGGCUUCGGGCACCUCAGCAGUGAGGCGAUGACGCGCCUCUACGGAAAGGACCUCUUUGCUCACAGGACUAGCAUCGAGGAGGCGAAGGUGUCAGCCGGGCAGGCCGUGUCCUUCAACGUAUCACCGGGGCCAAAGGGGGCGCAUGCCGUCAACAUCCAGGCCUUUGACGAAACGCGUGGCAGUGGGUCCUUUUCGGGGACGGUGAAGGCUUUCAACGACACGAAGGGCUGGGGCUUCAUCGAGUCUGCAGAGGCCAAGGAAGUCUUCCUGUCCGAGAUCUUUCUGCACAAGAACGAGCUUGGAGGGAAAGGCGUAUCUGUUGGUGACAAGGUGCAGUUUACAGUGGACGUCAGCAGUGGGCGCGCCACCGCCAAGAAUGUGUUUGAUGCCUCCAGCGCCCCGCAGUGUUUGCUCCGAAGGCAGGACCCGGCAAAGGCGGAACAGGAGUUCUUUGAUGCCGUGGACUUCUUUGCCGAAGGCGCCCCAUAUCACGCUGAGAAGUUCGACGACUUCUUUCACAUGGUCUCUGCCGUCCACGAGGACGAUGACGAGUUCCGCUUGAUGACGUCCAGCGCCUUCGACGUGGUUGAGUGA